This is a messenger RNA of Nycticebus coucang (slow loris), 4997 nucleotides long. It is a transcript of the gene RGS12, whose product is annotated as regulator of G protein signaling 12. Gene Ontology annotation, molecular function: GTPase activator activity; protein binding. The record is from RefSeq and is a predicted model, not a curated record. Lineage: Eukaryota; Metazoa; Chordata; Mammalia; Primates; Lorisidae. Bases 193 to 4434 code for a protein of 1413 amino acids. Gene Ontology annotation, biological process: signal transduction. The transcript has 18 exons.
CCCCCGGGCCGGGGUGGCGGUGGCUGCCGAGGCGACGGUUGGCGCGGGGCUGAGCGGGCCGGUGCGGGCGGGGGCGCCCGGCGCGGGAGCCAGCGGCGCGGCCCGGGCGUCGUUUCAAGACACAAUCGGACCGCACCCGCGUUCCAGGAGCGGCGGGCUGGACCAUGCGCCCUGCGCGGGCGGCGCCUGGCGAUGCAGCGGGCUGGCGAGCGGCGGCCCCCGCGCGUGCGCAGUGUGGAGCUGGCGCGGGGCCGCGCGGGCUACGGCUUCUCGCUGUCCGGCCAGGCGCCCUGCGCACUCAGCGGCGUCCUGCGCGGGAGCCCCGCCGACCUCGUCGGCCUGCGUGCUGGAGACCAGAUCCUGGCUGUCAAUGACAUUAACGUGAGAAAAGCGUCUCACGAGGACGUGGUGAAGUUGAUCGGCAAGUGCUCCGGGGUCCUGCACAUGGUGGUCGGCGAGGGCGCGGGCCACCUGGAGUCCUCCAGUGACGAGGAGGGCGCGCUCCAUGAAGGCAGGGGCUGGUUGAAGCCCAGACUCGAUUCUAAAACAUUAGGUAUAAAUCGAGCAGAGAGAGUUGUGGAGGAAAUGCAGUCUGGUGGAAUUUUCAGUAUGAUUUUUGAAAAUCCAAGCCUUUGUAAGGGCAGCUCAGAGCCCUUGAAAUUGAAACAGAGAUCCCUUUCAGAGUCGGCUGCCGGUCGAUGGGAUGUUGGACGUGAAAGUGUAAAUAACCCAAAUCCCCACGUGCUCUCUAAGGCGGAAGUACCCCAAGUUAUUCAUGAUGAUUCCGUUUUCAGUAUUGGACUAGAUAAUCAUGACGAUUUUGGGUUAGACGCCAGUAUCUUAAACGUGGCCAUGGUGGUGGGCUACCUAGGUUCUAUAGAACUUCCUUCCACGUGCUCCAGCCUGGAGUCCGACAGUCUGCAGGCCAUCCGUGGCUGCAUGCGGCGCCUGCGGGCAGAGCAGAAGAUCCAUUCCCUGGUGACCAUGAAGAUCGUGCAGGACUGUGUACAGCUGUGUGCCGACAAGGCCGGGGUGGUGGCCGAGUACCCGGCCGACAAGCUGGCCUUCAGUGCCGUGUGCCCAGACGACAGGCGGUUUUUUGGGCUGGUGACCAUGCAGACCAGCGAUGAUGGGAGCCUGGCCCAGGAGGAGGAAGGUGCCUUGCGGACGUCCUGCCAUGUGUUUAUGGUGGACCCGGACUUAUUUAAUCACAAGAUCCACCAAGGCAUCGCUCGGCGGUUUGGGUUUGAGUGCACAGCCGACCCUGACACCAAUGGCUGUUUGGAGUUCCCUGCAUCCUCUCUCCCUGUCCUGCAGUUCAUCUCCGUCCUCUACCGAGACAUGGGUGAGCUGAUUGAAGGUGUGCGGGCCCGUGCCUUUCUGGAUGGGGACGCUGACGCCCACCAGAACAACAGCACCAGCAGCAACAGUGACAGCGGCAUCGGGAACUUCAACCAGGAGGAGAAGAGCAGUCGGGUGCUGGUGGUUGACCUGGGUGGGAGCUCCAGCAGGCAUGGCCCUGGUAGUAUCACUGUGUGGGAGGGUGCCGGUGGGAGGGCCUCCCAGCCCUGGGGUGCCCCUUGGAAUGGGACCUUCUGCCACGACCCUGAGGGGAGCUCCCCACUUGAGGUCACUCCCCAGACUGACAGAUUCUGGGACUCAAACAAGCACUUAGGACCAGCCUCUCACGUGGAGGUCCCCCCAGCCUCCUUGCGGAGCUCCGUCCCUCCUUCCAAGAGGGCUGCUGCGGGUGUUGGCGGAGGUUUCAACCAGCGGUGGCUCCCAGUCCAUGUGCUCCAGGAGUGGCAGUGUGGCCAUGCCAGUGACCAAGAGUCUUACACAGAUUCCACGGAUGGGUGGUCCAGUGUCAACUGUGGCACGCUGCCCCCUCCUAUGAGCAAGAUCCCAGCGGACCGGUACAGAGUGGAGGGCAGCUUUGCACAACCCCCACUGGGCUCCCAGAAGAGGGACUGGUCCAGGAAAGCGUUUGGAAUGCAAAACAUUUUUGGUCCCCAUCGAAAUGUUCGAAAGACUAAAGAAGACAAAAAGGGGUCCAAAUUUGGACGAGGAAUCGGACUCACUCAAACGUCUCAGCGCCCCUCUACCCGGAGAUCAUUCGGAAGGUCCAAGAGGUUCAGCAUCACUCGCUCCCUGGAUGACCUUGAGUCUGCAACUGUGUCUGAUGGUGAGCUGACGGGUGCAGACCUGAAGGACUGCGUGAGCAGCAACAGCCUGAGCAGCAAUGCCAGCCUCCCCAGCGUGCAGAGCUGCCGACGCCUGCGUGAGAGAAGGGUCGCCAGCUGGGCUGUGUCGUUUGAGCGUCUGCUACAGGACCCCCUGGGUGUCCACUACUUCUCCGAUUUUCUAAGGAAAGAAUUCAGUGAAGAAAACAUUUUAUUCUGGCAGGCCUGUGAAUAUUUCAAUCAUGUUCCUGCACAUGACAAAAAAGAGCUUUCCUACAGGGCCCGGGAGAUUUUCAGUAAGUUUCUGUGCAGCAAAGCCACCACCCCUGUCAACAUUGACAGCCAGGCGCAGCUGGCGGACGACAUUCUCAAUGCACCUCAUCCGGACAUGUUCAAGGAGCAGCAGCUGCAGAUUUUCAACCUGAUGAAGUUCGACAGCUACACGCGCUUCCUGAAGUCCCCGCUUUACCAGGAAUGCAUCCUGGCAGAGGUGGAAGGCCGUGCCCUCCCAGAGUCUCAGCAGGCCCCCAGCAGCCCCGCGUCCAAGCACAGCCUCAGCUCGGACCACUCCAGCGUGUCCACGCCAAAAAAGCUAAGUGGAAAGUCGAAGUCAGGAAGGUCCUUGAACGAGGAGCUGGGGGAGGAGGACAGCGAGAGGAGGCGGAGAGGCGCCUUCUUCUCCUGGUCGAGGACUCGGAGCACCGGGAGGUCCCAGAAGAAGAAGGAGCACGGUGACCUUGCAAACGACUCCCACAAUGCCAAUGGAGGCCCAUGCCGCCGAGAGUCCCAGGGCUCUGUAUCCUCUUCAGGGAGCCUGGACCUGUCAGAGGCCUGUAGGACCCUGGCACCCGAGAAGGACAAGGCUUCUAAGCACUGCUGCAUCCUCCUCCCAGACGGGACAUCCUGCGUAGUGGCCGUCAAGGCAGGCUUCUCCAUCAAGGAGAUCCUGUUGGGACUCUGUGAGCGGCAUGGCAUCAACGGGGCCGCUGUGGACCUCUUCCUUGUGGGCGGGGACAAGCCUCUGGUGCUACACCAGGACAGCAGCAUCUUGGAGUCGAGGGACCUGCGUUUGGAGACGCGCACCCUGUUUCGGCUGGACCUCGUUCCUAUUAACCGCUCAGUGGGACUCAAGGCCAAGCCCACCAAGCCCGUCACAGAGGUGCUACGGCCCGUGGUGGCCAAGUACGGCCUGGACCUCAGCAGCUUGCUCGUGAGGCUGAGUGGAGAGAAGGAGCCCCUGGACCUUGGUGCCCCCAUAUCGAGUCUGGAUGGACAGCGAGUCAUCUUGGAGGAGAAGGACACUUCUAGGGGGAAAGAUAAGCAGAAAGGUACGCCUGGCAAACAGCACAGCACAGCUGUGAAUUCCAGUUCCAGAAAUCACACGGCUACGGGCGAGGAGAGGACUCUAGGCAAGUCUAAUUCUAUUAAAAUAAAAGGAGAAAAUGGAAAAAAUGCUAGGGAUCCCCGGCUUUCAAAGAGAGAAGAAUCUAUUGCAAAGAUUGGGAAAAAAAAAUAUCAGAAAAUUAAUUUGGACGAAGCAGAGGAGUUUUUUGAGCUCAUUUCCAAAGCUCAGAGCAACAGAGCAGAUGACCAACGUGGGCUGCUGAGGAAGGAGGACCUGGUGUUGCCGGAGUUUCUUCGCUUGCCUCCUGGUUCCACAGAAAUCCCCCUCUCCACCCCAGCCGUGGCCCAGGGCAUUAGCAGGAGAAUCGCCUGGAGCAGCGGCAGGGAGACCUUGUCCCAGCCCAGUGAGGGACGGGUGUCCUCCCAAGACAGCAGCGACAGCCCCUCAACCAGCCCAGGCUCCGCCCACAGUCCGCCUGAACCCCCUGGGACGAUCCCAUCAGGGCCUAAGCCUCCCAGCGGGCCCCCCUGUACCCGCCAGCCCCCUCACUCACUCACACAGGAGGGUGCCACACAGAUCUGGAAGGGGCAGCCAUGGGAAGUGGAGGCCGGGGACAUCCAGACGGUGGAGGAUGGGCAGGGAGCUGACCUGACCCUGAUGGGGGAGGCCCCCAUCAGCAGCCCCAACACUGCGCUCCUGCCACCACCCCCUGCCCCCCAGGACUCGUCCGGACCUUCACAACCAGGUGGCUCUGGAGUAGGGCCCGUGUGCAGGGACACCAUGUCUUGUGGACCCGAGCCAGGCGAUGUGUGGAUUAGGGAGUCCCAGCUACGUCAGUGGUGUGCCCUGACCUCCACGUGUCACAGGCAUGUCUCCCAAUGGAAGCAUGAAAUUGAGCGUGUGUGAAGGUGAAGUGUGGUCUGGAAGCAGAGAUAUUCCCAUGACCCGCAGAUACUAGGGAUGGAGAUGAGAGUACCAACAUACUAAUGGCGGCCAGCAGGGCAAGGUGGUUCCAGGACCCCGAGUGCUAUGGCCUGUGUGGCUGUCUCUCAAGUGAUAGCCAGGUGUUCAGGGCAUGGGUCAUAGACGCUCGCAGCUGUGGACGUUACGUUAUGAUCUGCCAUUGGGGGUGCAAAAUCAUCCUGCUCUUCCCGUGCAGUCUGUCCUGCCACAGGGUCAGCUCUUGCCGGACUUAUCGCCCAGACCUUGACAGGGGACAGGGAAGGCAUGUUUCAGUGUACAGCCUGUAUAUCUGUACAUUUCUACUGGGUGGGGGGCCCCGGGUCCUUUCCCAGUGAGCAGCGCUGGGAUGCAAGACCCAGUUGUGGAUGCCGCCCUGUGCCUCUGCCCCCCGGCUGUCCCUCACCUGUCCCCCGCCUGCUCCCCUCUGUAGAUGCCCAUGCGUCACUCCCACCUGUGUUUUCUGUCUGUUUUUCUGAGAGUAAUAAACUCUAGACCUCAUCACUGGA